AUGUGUCAACUCAAAGGCUUCAUAGUCAUCAUCGCUUGCCCAUUCACUUUAUUUUCAUCCACAUCUCUUACCCAGUUGCUACCUUCUUCUCUUGUCUUUGGCCCUUCACGCGGCGCAUUGUCAUCGUAUCACAAUACCGCAACCUUUACCAUGGGCAGGUCGAGGCGUGUUCGCAGUUGGUCUGUGAUGUUCACUCGGCUUCUGAAGACAAGCCCUCUUUACAACUAUAUUAAGCCCAUCCCAAACCAGGAACAACUUGCUAACUCGCUCUACAGCGCCGACGACAACACUGCCACCAAAGACGUCGACAUGGCGGAAGCAAAUCCUUCCGACACCGUGGCAACUCACGACUACUUUGAUGACGACGACAACAAUGAUCUCACACCCCCUCCCGAGAGCCCCACCCCACCCCCGAGUCACUACGAGGACACAGUCAGCCGUUCCUCUGAGCCGCCUGUUGGCGCUGAGGAUGAGAUAGUGGUCAACAACGCACGCGCCGUCGAGUCACCCGCGCCAGCUGACCAGGAGGAUGUCGAGAUGGCGGACAGCGAGGGGAAGCCGCGCAGGCUGGUCGUGCUCAGUUCCAAGCGCAAGCGAGUGAGUACCGGCGAGAACGUUAGAGACGAUAUCUCCGCGUCCCCGGCGGCCGAGGAGUGGAAGCCACGCAAACGCCAGGGUCCUGGACCGAAGAAGACGCAUGGAGUCGGCAAUGUCAAGAGUGUCAAGCUCGGCUACUGGAGGGACUCAAUUGCGGAGGACAAGAGGGACGCCCACUCAGUCAUAGGCUUCAUCGAUGUCAGGGACAGGUUGCGCACCAAGAUUGAGACCGUUUCCAGGGACGGCCGUAGCCUCAUUCACCGCUAUCCACUCCCGCCUGGUCCUGGCGGUAGCUGGGUUACUUUUGACAAGAUCGUCUUCGAUCCUCACCUGGUCAACCUUGAUCACUUUCAGGUUAAGGAGUACGUCAAGGUCCGGUACGAGCAGAUGCAGGCCAACCUCCCGGACGUCAAUUCGAAGGAGACGUUGCUCGGCGCUGUUCAGCAGGCUAUAGAGAGAGUGAAAGCCAACCCCCCGCCUGAGACUAACGCCAUCCCCGCUAUCGCGUACGGUCCUGAUAUUCCAGAUCACGUCAUCACCAAGCCCGAGCCCAAGAGACGCAAGGUCAUUAGCGCUGCACCUAUCGAAGAUGUUCUCAACGCCGUCGACAUUAGUGGUCGUCCAUCGCGAGUUGUGGUCGGCACCUGGAAACACUCUAGUUCAGCUAACAGGAAGGACCGGCACGCUGUCCAGGGCAUCUUGGCCCAGAACGAGAACUUCCGGUGCAAGAUUGUCAACCAAAGCCCCGACGGUAAGGAGGUCGGUGGAAACUUCCCGCUGGGCGCCGGUCAGAUCUGGUGCCAGUGGGAGGACGUUGACUUUCUCGAUCACCUGCAGGGCAUGAGCCGCCCGCAGAUCAAGGAGUACGUGCGUGUCCGUCAACGCAUGAUCGAUAUGGGCGAGCUUCCGGAGGACAGGGCCAAGAACGAUCAGCUGGCAGUUGAUGAGGCUCUCAGGCGUCACGCCCAGGGCUUGUCCAAGGAUGAGUCAAUGACCAUCGACGACGAAUCUUCGCCCGCUCUGCCCAUGAGGGGUACCCGCCAGCAGCAGGAGCAGGCGGCCAUGAACGGCAACACCAAUGGUGGUGGUGGCUACGACCAGACGGAGGAUAUUUCGAGACCCGCCAGCGUCCCGCCGCCUCAACAGCACGAGUCUGCUAACUUCCGCCCCAUCCGCCAGAGCACCCGCGCCCCUCGCCACUCGCUCCCGGACGUCCAGUUCCGCGCCGCUAAUCGCGGUUCUGCUCCUCAACAGACACAAGCCGUGGUCGACCGCCUGGAACGCACCAACAGCAUCGCCCAGCGCGAGAUCGCCCGCGUCGAAGCCAGCCAGAUGCGCGCCGACCAACGCGCUGCCAACCGCGGCUUCCAAACCCCGACCAUCCAGCCUUAUCCCAUGCACCCCCCUCCCAACUUAAUCCAUAAUCCACAGCAUCCACACCUCAUCCCCAUGGCUCCCCCGAGCGGCAGCGGCGGAAGACCCUCCUCACGCGCAGCGUCUGCCGCUCCUUCUCGUAACGGCACCCCUACCUCCUUCCCGCCCGGCCACACAGGCUUGCAGUACCCUCAAGGUCCUCACAACGGCGGUCCUCACAACGGUGGCCCCCACCACAACAACGGAGGCGUAGGCUCAGGCUCAGACCGCAAAUCCUUGUUCGACGAUAACAUUCAGCGCCUGAACCGGGUCUGGGCCGCGCAGGAGGCCAACAGGAUCAAGUUCUCGCAGGCGGCCGGCGAGACCAUUACUGGUGUCAACGAUGCUAAGAUCUAUGCGGGCAUCAAGUAUGAGCGCAAGUCGUCGGGUCCGUUUGAGGGCAAGCUUGUGUCCCAGGGAACGAUCAUCAAUAUCGAUGGGGAGGAUUAUGUGGAGUAUCGGGUUUUGACUAAGCCUAGCUUUUUUUAG
This is a messenger RNA of Sordaria macrospora k-hell, 2499 nucleotides long. RefSeq lists its product as uncharacterized. Lineage: Eukaryota; Fungi; Ascomycota; Sordariomycetes; Sordariales; Sordariaceae. The record is from RefSeq and is a predicted model, not a curated record.